UUGAAAAUUGGAUGUGAAACUGAGUACUGAUAUUGAUGUGAUAUUGAUUUAAAAAAGAAAUAGGAAGGCCUUUCCUGUACUUAAAAUAUACUAUAUGAUUUAACCUGUAAUUUAGUGCUUACGUUAAUUUAACUUUCUUGUGAUCAGAGCAGAUUCAGUGACGACGCAAAGAUUGACGAUAUAUUAAGAAGCUGACGAAACAACCAUGGCUUUCGCUGGGCUCAAGAAACAAAUAAACAAGGCUAAUCAGUAUGUCACAGAAAAGAUGGGAGGUGCCGAAGGCACAAAACUUGAUUUGGACUUCGUGGAAAUGGAGAGAAAAACGGACGUAACCUGCGAGCUCGUCGAAGAACUACAAACAAAAACCAAAGAGUUCCUUCAGCCAAAUCCCACAGCGCGGGCUAAAAUGGCUGCCGUGAAGGGUAUCAGCAAACUGAGCGGGCAGGCCAAAAGUAACACCUACCCGCAACCUGAAGGCGUUCUCGGUGACUGUAUGCUGCUGUAUGGAAAGAAACUUGGAGAAGACACUGUAUUCUCACAAUGCUUGAUCGAAAUGGGAGAAGCGCUAAAGCAAAUGGCAGACGUAAAAUACUCCCUUGACGAUAACAUCAAGCAGAGCUUCCUCGAGCCCCUCCACCAUCUGCAGACCAAAGACCUCAAAGAAGUUAUGCAUCACCGAAAGAAAUUGCAAGGACGUAGGCUUGACUUUGACUGCAAACGACGAAGACAAGCAAAAGGCAUCCUAAAGAGCCCCUAUUCGAGUCCAAGCCAUGGCUCAUUUCCGAAGCAGGACGAUGAGAUACGGCAGGCGGAGGAUAAAUUCGCCGAGUCUUUGACAUUGGCUCAGAUCGGCAUGUUUAAUCUGCUCGACAACGAUGUUGAGCAAGUGGCGCAGUUGAGCUUUUUCGCGGAAGGUCUGCUGGAGUACCACCAACAGUGCACGGAGAUCUUGAAAGGACUCGUCUCAACUCUCAUGGAGAAGAAGGAAGAAGCCGUCAACCGCCCCAAGUUGGAGUUCGUCCCGAAGACCCUGGCCGACCUGCACAUCGAAGGCAUUCACGAUCUCAACCAUGGUAGGCGCUACGGUUCCACGCAAAGCCUCCCACGCGCGCGCCUCCCUCCCACCUCCUCCCUGGGUGACCUCCCCACCACAGACCCCCUUCGAGCAUGGGAAACCCCCCGGAACCCCCCCAACCACACUCGCGAGGGUUUACGUCCAGCCCCCGCCCCCGGGUUCAAACCGCACCCCGCACCAAGGUUAACGAACGGAAGAGACCCAUGGACAGCGUCGCCGCUGCCUUCUCCCGUGAAGUCUCCCGCGCGGACGCCGAUGGCCCCAACUCCAAAGGGCCCGUGCUGCACUGCACUCUACGAUUUUGACCCGGAGAAUCAAGGCGAACUAGGCUUCAAGGAAAAUGAUGUGAUCACGCUCAUCAACAAAGUAGAUGAGAACUGGUUUGAGGGCUCGGUCAACGGCAAGACCGGCUACUUCCCCAUCAGCUACGUUCAAGUUACCGUUCCACUCCCCAACAUGUAAACAGUCCCAUUGAUGCAACACCGUACUUCGUACUUCAUACUUGUCGGUUCUGGUGCGUUUAUUGUUCUAUAACUAGACAAUUUUUUUUCGGAGAAUGAGGUAAAAGUCUAAGUAAUACAGAACGUAAGUAUACGUCAUAGUUAAUUAAUACGGGGAUAUUUUUCUUCUUUAUUUUAGAUCCAUUAUUAACUAUCGUUGAACUUUGAAGAACACAUUAAGGGUUCGUUCACUCUACAUUGUGAAUGACCUGGCACGUGCUGUCUUUAGUUGUAUCCAGACCGGGCACUGUCACUUUAUUAAUUUUAUGAAAGCAAAGCCACUGAGACGAGAAAAAGAAAGUAAACGCAGUAUAAUGUGCGUGUGAGUGAAAUAGCAAAUUAAUACCUUUCCUUUAUCGCGUUUCACGGGCUUUAGAUGGUAUUUAUUUCAUGAUACAUUUGUUCUUUUACUAGACGUAAGCGUAGCCUGAAUCCCCCUUAAAACAAUCCGAGCUGGCAAUUGUAAAUAUUUUUUAUUAAGUCUUUAAAAGUUCUGGUUUUGAAUCAAGGCCUAAUGUUUCAGCGCAUCAAUCGAUGCAUCAUAAUGCCAAAGAGUAAUAUUUAUAUUAUGACGCAUCCAAAAAAUAAGGAUAGGAAAUCAUUAGGUAGGUAUAAUGCUCUCUAGAAAACAUUGGGGAAUAGCAUUUACUUAUGGCCCUCUGACAUGAUACCACAGACGUUAUGACGUACUCAUUUAAUUUGUGGCAUCAUAUAUCUUGACGGAUGAACCGAUUUCAGUGUGGUUACUUUUAAAAGUUAAAACUUCAUAGGCUUUGAUGCAUUCAUAUGAGUUUUUUCCAUUAUUAUAAGGUUUUCUUUUUUCUUUAAUGUAAUAUUUUUCUAAGCGAACGAAUAUCAGCGAAGUAUAGUAGUAUAUAAUUGUUCCAUCCAUACCCGUACUAUCUCUUUCUAGGUCCUAUGUCGUAAUAAGUUGGGAUAUAUAGAUGGACACUGGUACCGCUUUGAAAUCGGUUCAUAGGUCUGUAGUCUACGAUGCUAACAGUGCUAAUUCUAUUGGACAUAAAUCUCUCAACAACUAAAUUGACAAGUCUAAAAUAUAGUGCUAAUAAAAGAACUCCAGAGAAGUGUCAAAUUGACUAGCACUAAUUUUACUACCUGUCGACUUGGGUUAGCUGUGUGGUUUGUUUACUUCAAAAUCGGCGCCAUUGUCGAGGAUUAAUUAAAUUAUGAUUUGUAAUACUUGUUGUGUUGUUUAUGAUCGGUCGAAAUGCGGUGUUGCUUUAUUGUAAUAUUGUUACAUCAUGUCGCAGUAUUAUAUAGACGACUUACUCGUAAUUCGAAUCUGUAACGGUGUCAAAAGCUCAAUGUUGUAGUUAUGAAAUAUUUACCCCUUUACAUAUAAUAAUAACAGAUAAAUUGAAUUAAUAAAAUUUACCAUCAACCUACUCCAUUUGAUAUUUGCUUUACGAGUCUUCCAUUUCUUUUGGUAUUUUUUUGUGACCAAUUAUUAUUAUAAACAACAUUCAUCCUGAGAGUCAUUCCUGAGAGUCAAUAAUUAUAGAAUAAUUUAAUAAAUUAGCCGACCACUCGAUAGUUCGUUUCGUGAGGAGGGUUUACUAUUUGCAUUUUUUUACGAAAUACAAAUAAUGCCGAGUCAAAUGUGUAUCACACCAUAAAUAUUUUACACAUAUUAAUUGAAAUCUUGCUUUUAUUUUUAUUUUUGUAUUAUUGCAUUAUUGAAUAAAUUUAUGACUUUUAUGUUAUAAAUCUGUGCCCCGAAUAGUUUAAGACAGUGCGACUUAAUAUAAAGGAACAAUAAUAUUUUGCUGAAGACAAAGUAACUACCUAGUCUACUUGUAGCAUAAUAUUAUAGAGAGUAGAGACGUUUAAUUAUCCUGCUCCAGUGGUUAAACAAUUCAAUAUUGAUAAUUUUGUUUUUUUUUUCUUCUUGCUGUAUAUAUAAUUUAAUUUUCAGUAAAAUGAAAUAGUUUAUUGUUUGUAUUCAACUUUUUCGUUUUACCCUCCAACGGAAGUAUUUUUUCAUUAGUGACGUCAUUAAAACUAGAUAUUAUGAGAUUAGUAUUUAUAGUUAUAUCAGCGGGUAAUUAAUUAUUUAUCCAAAUGGAGAUAUGUAUACAAUGUAAGGUAUGUUAUACUCGAAAUGGGAAGCGAGGUGAGAAGUUGUUGAUUCUUGCCAGAUGUUUGUGGCAUUUUGAUGUUUGAUGUAAAAGUGUAUUGGCAAGUUAUAAUUAUUAUUAUAAUAUAAGUAACAUAACGAGUUCAGACAACAUCUGGUUUUUCUAUCAAGACGCUUCAUAGUUACGCCAUAAAAAGUGAUGUGCCUAAUAUUAGGUAUACUUAAUAUGAUGCAGCGAUAGCCCACCGCUUCGUUUAAGUAAAAAAAUAAUCGUUUAAGCCCGCCAACCUGCGUUGCAGCAGUGUGGAAGGUCAAACCGCGUAGGAACCGAUUAGAGAUAUAUAUAUAUAUAUAUAUAUAUAUAUAUAUAUAUAUAUAUAUAGGUUUAAUAUUACCGCCAUACUCUUAACACGCUAGCUCGCUUUCAUCGUACACUGCAUCAUCACAUAAAACAAUGUGAGAUUACAGUUAAGCCGGCUAAAGUACUCUAAACACCUCUCCUACGACAGAGGAGACUUAUGGUCAGCAGUGGGACAUUAAAAAGCCGUGGAAACAAUUAAUAAUGAAUUAUCUAAUCUGUUUCUGGUUGUCAGAGUGUUACGAUUGAAAAUGCCCUUUGAAAGUUAUAAGUAAAUUAAAUUGCUAUAGUCUAAAUAAUAUACUGUUUAAAUGAACCUAUUUUAUAAUGUAUCUGCACUCGUUAUUUUAUUUAUAGCGCUAUAAUAUAAAGUCAUUGUGAUAACGAUAGAUAUCAUUCAGUAAUGUUGGUGCAGCGUCCCUUGUCGUAUUAUUACGUUUACAAGUUUUUAUCCGACUUAGUUUAUUUUAGUUUCUAGUUUUCUCAUUAGUUUAGCAUAAUAAUUUCCUUAGUCAUACUUUUAAUUUAUAAAUAAACAAUCAUAAUUACUAUAACAACAUCUAAUUAGAUAUUUACUAUGUGGCCUCAAAUUAUUAGUGUCGUUAAUGUAUUUUCAUAUUAAAUGCAUGCACUUAUGAUUAUAAAAAAAAUUUAAAUUGUCACAUUUCACUUUAUCAUAUAUCGGUGUUGCAGUAAUAUUAUGAAAUAUUUUUUCUAAUAUCACCAUUUUAGUCGUAAAUUUACGGACCCCGAUGUAUAACAUUUCAGACAUACAAAAGACAAUACCUAGAUCUAAUGUUAGUUGUAUGUAUUAUUCCGAGAGGACGUGAGCAAUUUUGAGGGGAUGUUGGAUCACAGCUGUGAUCACAACUUUUUAAUGUUGUUUGCUGCGUUACGAUAUGGUAAUAUGGACCUGAAAGAGAGUAGGUACUAAGUUUUGCUCUGCUAGGUGUUCCAAAUCGUUUAUUUUUCACCUGAAAUUGAAAAGAACCUUAAAUAAAUUCGUUAAGACAAUGUUAACAUUUAGUUUGAAGUCUGAUUUAUUUUCGGUCAAUAUACAUUCUAAACAUGCCAGUGACUAAGGUUUCUCGUGUGGGUUAGUUUUUUUUAGUAAGAUACAUUUUUAAUUACAUGUCAUUUAAGAAAAUAUUACUUUAAAUGGUCCAUAAUCCACAUCGGCCUAGCUGACAGGUUUGCCGGGAUGAGUAAACACAAACACCUUACAAACUCUUAGCUAUAAUGAAACACCCUGUCAAAAUUGCCCACAUCCUCUUGGGCCAUAAGUUCAUAAAUUAAUAAUUGUUCUAUCUUCAAAUGUCUCUUAUAUGUAAGUGUAUCGAGCAAAUUAAUUCAUUGGUGUUAAUAAACGAGGGUGUUAUAUAUUGCCUGUUCUGCGGCACUUAAUGGGUACCUGUCCUUGGUAUUCAACCGCAGUCGUAACUCGCAGCAUAUCGGUCAAUUCAAUGUACAGAAAACUUUAAUCUUAAAUUGACAGGAUUUGCAGUACGAUCAUCUUUUUUACAUAUAAAAGUAAAGAUACCUUUAUCUAAACAAUGGCCAGCUAUACGAGAUAUGCAUUGUAAACAAAGUUUGACUUUUUUGCGUGCUUUUGAAAUUGACGUAGGUAUAUAUUAUAUACGCUAUUGUCAUUACAGUUUGUUUACAUUACUAUCUCUCAAUUUCGGUGGUCUUUGUUUAUUUACUAAAGAUGACGCCACUGACCCCAUUAAAAAAUUAACAAGUGCAACAUGGCGGUAUGCGAAGGUACGGAACCACUAAGAUAUGUUUUCGCUUUUGCUGUAACUGUAACUGCGUGCAAGACCAAUGGAAACGUAUAACUAUAAUUUGAUAUCGUAAGCUAUGAUGAUCAAAAUUUGAUUACCUAGUAUCUGGUCCCUACAUUAUUUUAGGUGUUUUUUGAGAAAACAGGUUGAACUACUAUCACCUAAACUCUAAAUCGAAACACUAAAGUGUUUCGUUUUAGAGGUUUGUUUCAACAGAGUUGGCACUAAGGUCAAUUUAGUAUUAGGUAAUUUUAAAUAAAGAAAAGAAGAUGUUGCGUACUUGUUCCUGCCAAUUUAGAUUAUGACCACUGCUCUCUGUUUUACUUUUAGCUACUAAACUAUAAUAGAGGUCAGUGAUUAUAACAGUUAAAAGUUUUGUGUACCUUAGUAAAUAGUUAAUAGGUACAAUAAAGUUGUGGUCAUAAGCAUAACCUACUUCUUGGAUAUCUACCUACUCAAGAAGUCUAACUUCGUCCUUCUAAUAAUAAAUGGGUUUACGAUCGUUGCGUUUCAUUUAUAGCUUUGAUCAUGUACCUCCUCGAUUUCGAAAUUGAGAUAAUAUUAUAUGGUUACUCAAACUAUAAAUGUCUAGCUAUAAAUAUAGAUAUAUCGAGUGUUGCUUUAUGAACACUGCGAGACACGUCUACGCCACCGAUGUGUUAUGGUGCCCGUGUUGUAGACUUGAAAAGGUUUUUAAUAUUCUAUUUAUGUACAAAUCUUUUCUGUACCUAAACAGAAUAUUAGGUACGACGCGAAAAAGUAUUACUUAUGCAAUUAAAUAAAAUAAUAAGAUUAGAAGAGCGGCACCUGUUUAUAAUGUUAACUGUUGGCGCGAGCGAUUUCGGUGUGAUCUAUUUAUCAGGUAAAUGUAAUCUUGUUCAUGUUACUGUAAUUUUAAAUAAAUAUAAAUACUACUGUAAUUGGAUAGAUAAAUUGACAAUUUAAAAGAUGUGACACAUUAAUUUGUAUUAAAAUUUAUCCUGAACUUAUUGCUCGUUUUGCCUCCUAAUAAAAUGUUACA
Messenger RNA from Pararge aegeria (speckled wood butterfly), 6836 nucleotides. RefSeq names its product endophilin-A (gene EndoA). The record is from RefSeq and is a predicted model, not a curated record. Gene Ontology annotation, cellular component: glutamatergic synapse; cytoplasm; presynapse. The transcript has 12 exons. Gene Ontology annotation, molecular function: protein binding. The coding region runs from base 206 to 1537 and encodes 443 amino acids. Gene Ontology annotation, biological process: synaptic vesicle uncoating. NCBI's taxonomy places the organism in Eukaryota, Metazoa, Arthropoda, Insecta, Lepidoptera, Nymphalidae.